Molecule: messenger RNA, 2124 nt
Organism: Rhizoctonia solani
Lineage: Eukaryota; Fungi; Basidiomycota; Agaricomycetes; Cantharellales; Ceratobasidiaceae
Product: homeobox domain protein
Exons: 8
Coding region: 1-2124 (707 amino acids)
Biological process (GO): regulation of transcription by RNA polymerase II; cell differentiation
Molecular function (GO): RNA polymerase II cis-regulatory region sequence-specific DNA binding
Source: RefSeq, a predicted model, not a curated record
AUGGCCUGGAACUUUGAACUUAUGGAUUCCCAACAAUCUCUUGUCGAUGAGCCCCGCCGUUCGCGCCGCACGGCGUCUGCACAGCUGGUGCACCGACAUCACCAUCGAGGUCCCCGACGAGACCCCGAAGCCCCCGACCCCGACUCCCAUGCCCGCCGUAGCGCCGGGGACCUCGAGUCACCGCUGAGCCCCCCGUCAGCGAGCUCGACCCCCAGCCAGUCUGCGACGUUCUCCAAUGUGGGCCGUACCCGCUCCGCCACACUGGCCUCUCCCCUGCGCUCUACCCUCGACGCAGACGAUGACCAAAAGCCGAGCAGCAUUGGUCCUCAGCGCGUCCGCAGUGCCACACUCUCGUCUCCCACUGCCUCCACCACUGCCUCGGCACGUGCCAACCUCCAGAAACGCAAGCGCUCCCGAGUGACCCCCGAACAGCUCGCCCACCUCGAGCGUGUCUUUUCCCAGGACAGGUCCCCCACUGCUGCCCGUCGCAAGGAGAUCAGCGAGCAACUGGGCAUGCAAGAGCGCCAGACCCAGAUCUGGUUCCAGAAUAGGCGGGCCAAAGCCAAGCUUGUGGAGAGCAAAGGCCGCUCCGGUCGUCCCGGCUCUCCUGGCUCGGGCCGCGACACUCCCCCAGACACGCCCCCCGAGCUCAGUCCCGGGUACGAAGCCGAUCUCCAGGCACUGCUUCACGAAACAGACCCCAUUUCAAUCAUCCCAUGCACUGACUUGACAAUUGGAAGCUGGCAUCGCAUCGCUGACCGUACGGGCCGCCAUGACCUUGUGGCCUACAUUUCCGACGUCCGCGCAUCGCUUACAUGGUUCAUCCAUUCGGGCGGACACGGUUUCAAAAUGGAAAUUCCCAUUUCCACCGUCGUCAAUACCGAGUUUACCCAGUCAGCCCCUACCCAUCCCGGCCAUGGUAUCGCCUCGUUCUACGUCUCGGAGAAGCCCAUCUUCUACAUGGAAGACGCUGCCAACGGCGGUGCCUGGCAGAUCUGCGACGAUUGGACCGAGGGACGUCAGGCGAGCCAUGUCAUGAAACAUCAGCUCGUGGGCUCUUCCAUCCAGCUCGGACAUGCGAUGAGGAACUUUGAAGCUCGUCGACAGGGCCUUGGACGACCUAUGCAAAUCCCUCAACCGCCCAUGCUCAGCGUCCCUACCGCUUCGCACGCCCACCAACAACCCCACCUGUUCACGUUCCCUCCAAACCGACAGUUCACAGCCACACACGGCCGGAAACGAUCCUACUCGGGUCCCCCGGCUCCGAUGCAGAUGGGUGACGUCUUUGGUCCUGACUAUGCGGAAGAGUCCAGGUUUGGCGCGUUUCAGAUGCCUUCUCAGGCGGGUGCUAGUGGUGCAGGUGCUGCCUCGCAUGGUCCUGCGACGGGUACGCUCUCUUCGCAUGGUACCGGCCAUGGACACGCACACCAAGGCUCCAUGUCCGAUUUCUCGUCUAUUCCCAUUUCCCAGUUGAGCCAGAGGCCGUUUAGCGCAGACCCCUCGAGGCAGUUCCCACAAGAUCCUGCGAGGCAAUCCCUCGAGCCGUUCAGCGCCGACUCGAAUCGGACGUUUACCCAAGACAUGUCCAGGUUCGAUCCGUCCCGUCCGUACAUGGACCGUCGCGCCACGUUUGACGUUGCUGCCCACGGGCACGGGCACGCUCACGUCGAGCAGCAGCGGAGGUACUCUGAGCAGACUGCACAGGGCGAGGGCUAUGCUGGGUACGGAGACGUCUAUGCCGAGGGUAUGUUUACCGGCAUGGCGGGCCAGGCUAUCCCUGCUCAAGCAAUGGCUCCCAACCCGACCAUGGCUCCCAACGCAGCGAUGGCCGGGCAAGCUCAAAUGGGAAACUCGCCCAUGUUUGGAAUGGGCAUGACUAUGGGUUAUACGCUUGAAGAUGGAUACAACGGUCGUUUUUCGGUCAUUUGGCACUCGCUUAUUGGCACAUUUACUCAAUUCUCACCAUCCCCUCUCACGCACGUCCCAGUCGACGUUCUAUGCUACCUCCCCGUCCGGUUCAAUCCGUUACCUCUAUCCAAUUCAACCACUACCCUUCCCGUCCAAUUCAAUACACGCGGUCUACCUCCUACGCCGGUCGACAAAACCCAUCCAAAUGCAACAUAA